UUCAAAGAUUUAAUCGAUUCGUUUGGUGUAUAGAAUGAAGUAGGCGACAUUUAAGAACCAAAGACUGAGAGCUCUCUGGGUUUGUGAAUAUGUCACAUUCAAGCCUCGCUCCUCAUCUGCAUACAGAAGAGUGUAACAAGUAUAUCGACGCUUACAAAGACUGUCAAGCGGACUUGUGGAAAAAGUUCACCAACAAAUGCUCUCCACAAUUUGAGUGCAUGAGGAAGUGCUUAAGGAGAGAACGUGAAUUCAAAAGGAAGAACCACAAGCUGCGUAUCCAUGCUACAGAUUCAUUCCAGGGCCCAAAAAGUCAAUAGUGUUAUAGUUUAAACUGUUAGUCAAUAUUUGUUAUCAUCAAAAUUUAACCAUGGCAUCAUCUGUGCAGCCGGAAUUAACUGUUUCUCAACUUCCUCAGAAGAAAUUUUAUCGCCAAAGAGCCCACUCCAAUCCAAUGUCGGACCACAGUUUUGAGUAUCCAGUCAGGCCAUCAGAUAUGAACUGGCAUGAAUGUUAUCCUGAAUUUUUCAAGCCUAAGACGGAUAAUGAUUGUCAUGAUGAUAUGAAAGAUUCAAUUGAGGGUGGCAAUAAGUAUCAGGUUGAGUUUGCUGAUAUUGGGUGUGGUUACGGUGGGCUGCUGGUUGAUUUGUCUCCCUUGUUUCCGGACAAGCUUAUGCUUGGACUUGAAAUACGCGUAAAAGUAUCCGACUAUGUGAAGGAUCGAAUCAAGGCUCUCCGGGAACAGAAUCCUGGAAAGUUUCAAAACAUCGCAUGUAUACGGACCAAUGCAAUGAAAUACCUCCCAAACUUCUUCGAAAAAGGUCAACUGUCCAAGAUGUUUUUUCUCUUUCCUGACCCACAUUUCAAGAAGACAAAACACAAGUGGAGAAUCAUCAGCACCACUCUACUCGCGGAGUACGCCUAUAUUCUCCGAGAGGGCGGUAUUGUAUACACCAUCACCGAUGUCAAGGACCUUCAUGAUUGGAUGGUGGACCACUUCGUGAAGUUUCCACUGUUUAAGAGAAUCGCUGAUGAAGAUCUGAAGGGGGACAUUGUCGUUGAGAAACUGUUCACCAGUACAGAAGAAGGGCAAAAGGUCACACGUAACCAUGGUGAUAAAUUCCUGGCUGUGUUUAGAAGAAUCGCUGAUCCAGCAUUGAAACACUGAAUAAAUUGAUGACGGAAUAUCAUACCAUUGAAAUUUGAAUUACUUUAUGUACUGAUAAAUGCAAUUAUGCAUUUAUUAUGUUAAAAGACCUAUUUCAGCUUUUAUACUCUUUUGUUCAUAUGGAUCGUCUCUCUGUCUGGUAAAGUUUAAGUGUAUUUUUGUUUUUAAGGGGUAGGGUUAGUUUUUGAUGUUGCUCUUAUCUAGUUUUUUUGUCAUUGCAUUUGCUCUAUCUAAUUUUUAUCUAUCUGAAGGAAAAAAUGAAACAUGAAUUGCAACAGUGCACAUGUAAAUAAUGUUUUUCUUGUGAUUAAACAUUUAUGAAA
Mya arenaria is the source of this 1488-nucleotide messenger RNA. RefSeq names its product tRNA (guanine-N(7)-)-methyltransferase-like. The transcript has 4 exons. Bases 368 to 1165 code for a protein of 265 amino acids. Gene Ontology annotation, cellular component: tRNA methyltransferase complex. Gene Ontology annotation, molecular function: tRNA (guanine(46)-N7)-methyltransferase activity. The record is from RefSeq and is a predicted model, not a curated record. NCBI's taxonomy places the organism in Eukaryota, Metazoa, Mollusca, Bivalvia, Myida, Myidae. Gene Ontology annotation, biological process: RNA (guanine-N7)-methylation; tRNA methylation.